AUGCCCUUUACUAUUCCUCCCGGUAGCGCGUCCCAUCUGUCCACUACACCGACCGUGGCUGCUGACAAGGAAGGUGGUGAGGCCGGGAUUGUUGUCGACGACGACGUUAUAGACGUAGCUGCAGAGAAGCGGUUGCUCAGGCGACUCGACCUUCGAAUCAUUCCCACUAUCUUUUUCAUGGGCAGCUAUGCUAUAAUUCUCAACGCCGAUACUGGUGACUCUCUCCUCCAAGUAUUGCACAUGACCACCCGUCGCUUUGACGCUGUUUCUGCCGCUUGUUUCAUCACAACUACGCUCUUCCAAGUUCCGUCGAAUUACAUGCACAAAUAUUUCUCACCGCCCUAUUGGCUCGCGUUUCUCAUCCUGGGAUGGGGAGCGACUCUUAUGAUCAUGGCCGCUUCCCAAAAUUACAUCACAAUACUCCUUCUGCGUCUCUUAAUAGGUGCACUCGAAGCAGGGCUUGUGCCUGGCAUGAUCUACUUCUACACGUUCUGGUAUCGCCUUCAAGAGCGUUCCCGUCGCAUUUCAAUAAUGUACACGUGUGGACCCUUCAGAGCCGCAGUUGGUGGAGGCAUUGCCUACGCCGUCGGCCUUUUGAAUGGCGUUCGAGGUUUGGAAGGUUGGCGAUGGUUAUUCCUCAUUGAGGGUGCCCCGUCGUGCUUCCUCGCAAUCCUCGUAUUCCUCUUCCUACCUGCUUAUCCGGAGAACGCAACAUGGCUCUCUGACGAUGAUCGCGCGCUCGCAGUCCACCGAAUGAAACAAGAGUCGUCGAAGUCUUUGGUGGAUGACAAGAUAACGUGGGAUGGCACUAAAUCGACAUUGAAAGACGGACGACUAUAUUUGCAUUAUUUGUUGGACAUUUUCUCACUCAUCCCGUCCUCCAGCCUCUUUGCCGUCCCAAUCUUCGCAGCUACGGUUAUAGGUACAGUGGGGUUGGCUGUGGUAGCGGACAAGUAUCGGAUCUGGUCAACAUGUGCACUAUUAUCAUAUGUUUUGGCAGGGAUGACGUUCAUUGUUCAAGGACCUAAGACGGCGUGGUUCACGGGCAACCUAAGAGAUACGAAUGCAACAACAUUGGCUAUUGCAAUUAGUUCGGCGUUGGCAAUGGGGAGCCAGGUCGUUGGAAUAUUCAUAUACAGGUCGAGUGAGGCGCCAGGGUAUCGUUCAGGCCAUUACACAGAUGCAGCCAUUAUGUUUUUCUGUGCCGUCUGCACUCAGUUAUUACGGACAAUUUACAAAUGGAGGAAUAAGAAACAGCAAAACGGGGAGAAUCCAUGGGUUGUGUAG
Messenger RNA from Desarmillaria tabescens, 1287 nucleotides. Its product is annotated as MFS general substrate transporter. Gene Ontology annotation, biological process: transmembrane transport. Gene Ontology annotation, cellular component: membrane. The transcript is spliced from 8 exons. NCBI's taxonomy places the organism in Eukaryota, Fungi, Basidiomycota, Agaricomycetes, Agaricales, Physalacriaceae. Bases 1 to 1287 code for a protein of 428 amino acids. Gene Ontology annotation, molecular function: transmembrane transporter activity. The record is from RefSeq and is a predicted model, not a curated record.